This is a messenger RNA of Blepharisma stoltei, 2871 nucleotides long. The record is from the annotation of a GenBank genome assembly. NCBI's taxonomy places the organism in Eukaryota, Ciliophora, Heterotrichea, Heterotrichida, Blepharismidae.
AUGCUUGGCCGGCAAGUAUGGAAACUCUAUCGUUUAAAGACUCAGCCUCUAACUAGAUUCUUUUCUGAUGACAAACCUCCUAAAGGCUUUGAAAAAUACUAUAAAAAGCGUGAUCAAAAGAAAUCUUCCCAAACCCAAGAAAAACCAAAAGAAGAAGAAUCUAAAGAAGAGCACAAAGAGCCUCCCCAUGAAGAAAAGAAAACAGAGAACCGCUGGCAGAAUUUUUUCAAUGAUUUCGACUUUCAACACCACUGAAAAAGGUUCAAAAACAUUGACCCUAAAGACUAUCGAAGCACCAUUCUUCUAUUUUCAUGUCUUGGAAUCGGGUACACAACAUAUAAAAUUGCAAGUUAUGAGCCAAUUCCUACAAUCCCAUAUCAAGAAUUUGUCCAAAAAUAUCUCCUUACUGACUCAAUUAAAAAAAUAUCUCUAGAAGUCCAUAAAGUCACAAAAGAACACGAAAAUCCUUUACAUAGAGCUUGGAUUAUAGACAAAGAUGACAAAACAGUCGCAUUAAUCAAGGUCCCAGACCUCGCUGCGUUCAAAUUUGCUUUAGAAGAAGCUCAAUUUAAUAAUGGAAAGCCUAAAAAAGAUUUUAUUCCAGUAGAAUAUAAAGACAUUGAGUCUCAUGCCCCAAAACUCCUGCUUUUACUUGAUCUAUUUUUUGCUGUCUCUAUGAUUGCAAUGCUUUUUUCAUUGAAUUCAGUAUCAAAAAUCAAUAAAAAAGGCGGAUUUAAGGAUGGAGGCUUUAUGGACAUGUUUAGCCCUUCUAAAGGAAACUUUAAAGUAUAUGGCGUUGAUAGUAAAAAAAUUGACGUAAGAUUUAAAGACGUAGCUGGUCUUCAUGAGGCUAAAAAAGAAAUCAUGGAAUUUGUCGAAUUUUUAAAAAAUCCACAAAAAUUCAAAAAAUUGGGAGCAAGAAUACCAAGAGGCGCUCUGCUAUGUGGCCCACCUGGGACUGGGAAAACAUUAUUAGCCAAAGCUGCAGCAGGAGAAGCAGGGGUGCCAUUUUUCUCAAUUUCAGGCUCAGAUUUUGUCGAAAUGUUUGUAGGAGUCGGUGCAUCUAGAGUUCGCCAGCUCUUUAAAGCUGCCCGAGACAAAGCUCCAGCGAUUAUUUUUAUUGAUGAAAUCGAUGCAGUUGGCAGAAAACGCCACACAAGUAUAGGUAGAAAUGACGAAAAAGACAACACUCUCAACCAGUUACUAGUAGAAAUGGACGGUUUUACCACAGAUACACAUGUAGUUGUGAUGGCAGGGACAAACAGAAAAGAUAUAUUAGACAAUGCUUUAUUAAGACCAGGUAGAUUUGAUAGGACAAUUGAUCUUACAUUGCCAGAUAUUGAAGAAAGAGAACAAAUUUUAAAGGUCCAUCUUGCCCCACUUACACUUAACCCAGAAAUGCCGCUAGAAGCCUACGCUAAAAGAGUAGCUGCUUUAUCUCCUGGGUUCAGUGGAGCAGAUUUAGCGAAUUUGUGCAAUGAAGCUGCUAUUCUUGCAGCAAGAAAAGAUAAAGAGUCAGUUGACAAAGCUGACUUUGAGAAUGCGUCUGAAAGAAUUUUGGGAGGUUUAGAAGUAACCACAAAAUUGUCAAAAAAUGAAAAAAAUAUUGUGGCGCAUCAUGAAGCUGGACAUGCUGUUGCUGGGUGGUUUUUAGAAGGUGCUGAUCCUGUGUUGAAGGUUAGUAUUUUGCCGAGGUCAAAAGGAGCUUUAGGAUUUGCGCAGCUAUUGCCUGGUGAGAAUAGCCUUUAUAAAAAGAAAGAACUGCUGGAUAAGAUGGCUACAAUAUUAGGAGGGAGGGUAGCUGAAGAAAUGUUUUUUGGGAAAGUUACGACUGGAGCGCAGAAUGAUUUGCAAAUGGCUACACGUAUAGCGCAGGAAAUUGUGAGUGAAUAUGGGAUGAAUGAGAGAUUGGGGGUAAUUGGAUAUGCUUUUUCCUUUGGACUGGUCUUAUGAAAUUUUUGAAAGGGUAAAAAUGAAAACUAAGGAUAAGUACUAUAUAUAAAUAAUUACAAUGAAUAUUAAUUUUUUAAGAGUAAAGAAUUAAUAAAUAUAUUUAUUUGAAUAGGAAUAACACAGAAAAAGAAGAAUUUCUUAAGCCUUAUAGUGAAGACACCAAUGCUAUCAUUGAUGAAGAAGUAAGAAAACUUGUAGAGAGCUGCUUAUCCCUUGCCAAUGAAGAUAUUUCUGUUUCUUGUUAAUCGCUGUAACCUAUAAAAAAAAUUAAUUUAAAUUUUGAGGAUUGAAAAAAAGCUUUUAGAUUAAGCAAUAAAGAAUGGAAUAAUAUAUUUUUUUUAUAUUCUAUUUUUAAUAAUAAAAUUUUUAAAAACACAAAAUCGGACUAUUAGAGAGCUUCUGCAAACUUUGCAUGGAGUGAGCUAGUAAAGGCUAGAGAGUUAUUAUCAGACAAAAGGGAUUUAAUAGAAAAAUUAGCACAAGCAUUGCUCAGCAAAGAAAGAGUUGUCCAUAAAGACUUAAUUGAAAUUUUAGGCCCAAGGCCAUUUGAUGUAUCAGGAGAAUAUAAAAGAUACUUAAUCCCUCCCCUCCUUUAGCGAAAAAAAAUUGUCGCUCAGGUUAAUUUUUUUUUCGAAAUUUAAAAUAUAUUCUAUCCAAUAAAAAGCAAAAAUUUAUUUAAUUGCAAAAGUUAUGGUUAAAAUGCAAGCUUUUUAAAAUUCAACAGAAUUAGCUAGAGAUUUAUUACACUAUUAUCACUUAAAUAUGAAAAAAUAUUUUUCAUGGUAAAAAUAAUUAUUUUGUUUGUUUACGAAGAGAGGUUUUUUAUCCAAAAAAUAGUUUAUUUUUCAAUGGAUUCAUUUUCUCACAAGGGGAGAGCUAGAAGAAGAAGUUACAGAAAAAGAACCAGCUAGCGCAUAA